AUGAAGCGACACGUUUCCCUCCUCGCAGCCUUCCUGCUGCCCCUUAUCCACACAUGCAGUGCCUCGGCGUGGAAUGUCACCUUCUGUGCAACUCACGACGACUUCUCAGACGACUGCACCGUCGCCAACAGCCAAAAUUGCACGCAGUUCAACGGCGACGGUUGCGACUGCUACAAGACGAACGGAACCGCGGGAGCGUUCUACACCGAAGAUCUCGGCGACAGCACCGAGUUCUUCGUCUAUUCGGACGACAAUUGCAAGGAUAUCAACAUGGCGUACGACCAGGGGACAGUCAAACAGUUCUGUUUUGCCCAGCACUAUUCGACCAAGUCGUUCUCGUUUCUUUGUAAAUGA
Molecule: messenger RNA, 354 nt
Organism: Anthostomella pinea
Lineage: Eukaryota; Fungi; Ascomycota; Sordariomycetes; Xylariales; Xylariaceae
Source: the annotation of a GenBank genome assembly